Molecule: messenger RNA, 6103 nt
Organism: Scatophagus argus
Lineage: Eukaryota; Metazoa; Chordata; Actinopteri; Scatophagidae
Gene: cacna1fa
Product: calcium channel, voltage-dependent, L type, alpha 1F subunit a
Exons: 45
Coding region: 60-6038 (1992 amino acids)
Biological process (GO): calcium ion import across plasma membrane
Cellular component (GO): membrane; voltage-gated calcium channel complex
Molecular function (GO): high voltage-gated calcium channel activity
Source: RefSeq, a predicted model, not a curated record
CAAUCUUCAAGCCCUUUGAUAUUUUCAUCCUACUUGCCAUUUUUGCCAACUGUGUGGCCAUGGGCGUGACCAAGCCGUACCCCGAUGAUGACUCCAACGCCACCAAUCACAAGUUGGAACAAGUUGAGUAUGUCUUCCUCGUCAUCUUCACCAUCGAGACCUUCACUAAAAUUCUUGCCUACGGCUUAGUCAUGCACCCCAGCGCCUACAUACGCAGCGGAUGGAACUUGCUUGACUUCAUCAUCGUCAUUGUCGGGUUGUUCAGUGUAAUAGCAGAAGGCAUGACGGAUCAUAAGCCAGGAGAGGCCCAUCAUGCUGCAGGGAAACCUGGAGGCCUGGAUGUCAAAGCUCUCAGGGCGUUCAGGGUGUUACGACCGCUGCGACUCGUAUCUGGAGUGCCGAGUUUACAGAUUGUGUUGAACUCCAUCAUGAAAGCCAUGGUCCCUCUUCUGCACAUCGGUAUGCUGGUCAUGUUUGUCAUCAUCAUCUACGCUAUCAUCGGCUUGGAGCUUUUCAUCGGCAGGAUGCACAAGACGUGCUACGCCAUCAGCACAGGUCUCAUGAUGGAAGAUGACCCGUCGCCUUGUGCGUUUGCUGGUAACGGGCGCUUUUGUGUCGGGAACGGGACUGAGUGCAGGGGCAAGUGGGAGGGCCCCAACGGUGGCAUCACAAAUUUCGACAAUGUUUUCUUCGCCAUGCUGACAGUCUUCCAGUGCAUCACCAUGGAGGGGUGGACAGAUGUUCUCUACUGGAUGAAUGAUGCCAUUGGCUACGAGAUUCCAUGGAUCUACUUUGUGUCUCUGGUCAUCUUUGGAUCCUUUUUCAUCAUUAACCUUGUAUUGGGUGUGUUGAGCGGAGAGUUCUCCAAGGAAAGAGAAAAGGCCGUGGCCCGUGGUGAGCUGCAGAAGGCGCAGGAGAGCAAGCAGAUGGAGGAGGACAUGAUAGGAUACAUGGACUGGCUCAUAGAGGCCGAGGACGUGGAUGAAGAAGGAAACAAACGUGCUGCAAUUGCAAAGAAAAAAAUGAUGAAGAAGUUCGGCUGGUACAAACACAGCGAGGAUGGCGGAGAGUCGGACUCGGACGAUGAUAUAGCUUACCUCGAUGAUGACAGUGGCUUCUGUGCGUCCCUCAUGGCGAAGAUGAUGGCCAACAGCUUCUGUGACCAGUUGUGCCAGCUGAAUCACACGAUGAGGAAGAACUGCCGCGUGGCCGUCAAGACCACUAACUUCUACUGGCUGGUGCUUCUGCUGGUGUUUCUCAACACGGUGGCCAGUGCCUCUGAGCACUACGGACAGCCAAAGUGGCUCACGGAAAUGCAGGAGCGAGCCAAUAAGAUCCUGCUCCUGCUGUUCACUUUGGAGAUGCUGAUGAAGAUGUACGCCUUCGGUCUACAGAUCUAUUUCAUGGCGCUGUUCAACCGCUUCGAUUGCUUUGUGGUGUGCGGCGGCAUCCUGGAGACACUGCUUGUAGAGAUGGAAGUCAUCCCGCCCAUCGGCAUCUCUGUGCUGCGAUGUAUCCGACUGCUCAGGAUAUUCAAGAUGACCCGGCACUGGGCUGCUUUGUCUGACCUGGUCAACUCGUUGCUCAACUCCAUGAAAGCUAUCUGCUCCCUUCUGCUCCUGCUCUUCCUCUUCCUCAUCAUCUUUGCCUUGCUGGGCAUGCAGUUGUUUGGAGGCAAAUUCAACUUUGAUGAGACUCAGAUGAAGAGAAGUACUUUUGACUCGUUCCCUCAGGCUCUGCUCACUUGCUUCCAGAUCCUCACUGGAGAGGACUGGAACGCCGUGAUGUACGACGGUAUAAUGGCAUAUGGAGGGCCGAUCUUCCCCAACAUGGUGGUGUGCAUUUACUUCGUCAUCCUCUUCGUCUGUGGCAACUACAUUCUGCUCAACGUCUUCUUGGCUAUCGCUGUGGACAACUUGGCUGGAGGCGGCGGAAAGAAAAAAGUCGAAGAGAAAAAGGAGGAAGAAGAAGAGUGGGAUGAUGAUGAAGAGAAAGAGGAUGAAGAUGCAGGGAACGAAGAGGAUGACUGGCAGGAGAACGAGGAGCUGAGGGCCAUCGAAGGGCUGGAAGGUGUUGCUCCAUUAAAGCCUGAGUUCUCGGGGCCUAAAGAAAAGAUUGUUCCAAUUCCUGACGGAAGCUCCUUCUUCAUUCUCGGAAAGAAAAACUGUUUGCGAGUCGCCUGCCACAACCUCAUCCAUCACCCCUACUUCACCAACUUCAUUCUCAUCUUCAUCAUCCUCAGUAGUAUUUCCCUGGCUGCUGAGGAUCCAAUCAAAUCCCACUCAUUCAGGAACAUAGUGCUCGGUUAUGCUGAUUAUGUUUUCACUUCAGUUUUCACAGUGGAGAUCGUACUAAAGAUGACAGUUUACGGAGCUUUCCUGCACACCGGCUCCUUCUGCAGAAAUGCGUUCAACCUCCUCGACCUUCUGGUUGUGAGCGUGUCUCUCACAUCUUUCUUUUUACAUUCAAGUGCGAUCUCUGUGGUCAAGAUCCUCCGAGUACUGCGAGUGCUCAGGCCUCUUCGAGCCAUCAACAGAGCCAAGGGACUUAAGAAUGUGGUGCAGUGCGUGUUCGUGGCGAUCCGAACCAUCGGCAACAUCUUAAUUGUCACAACACUCCUUCAGUUCAUGUUUGCCUGUAUUGGAGUGCAGCUCUUUAAGGGCAGAUUCUACAGCUGCACAGAUGAAGCCAAACACACCCCUGAGGAGUGCAAGGGAACCUUUGUGGUCUAUAAAGACGGGGAUAUGAACCACCCCAUGGUGAGGGAGAGGAUUUGGGAAAACAGUGAUUUCAACUUCGACAAUGUGCUGAAUGGCAUGCUGGCUUUAUUCACCGUGUCCACAUUUGAAGGCUGGCCACAGCUGCUCUACCGUGCCGUGGAUGCCAAUGCCAUAAACCGAGGGCCCAUUUACAACUACCGAGUGGAAAUCUCCAUCUUCUUCAUCAUCUACAUCAUCAUCAUCGCCUUCUUCAUGAUGAACAUAUUCGUGGGUUUUGUCAUCAUCACAUUUCGAGAGCAAGGGGAGGCUGAAUUCAAAAACUGUGAACUCAACAAAAACCAACGCCAGUGUGUGUAUUAUGCACUAAAAGCUCAACCUAUAAAGAUUUACAUUCCAAAAAACCCGUCGCAGCUCAAAUUCUGGAAAAUCAUCAACUCCAGCCAAUUCGAAUAUGUCAUGUUUGUGCUGAUUUUGGGGAACACGCUCACUCUGGCUGUUCAGCAUUACGAGCAGUCUAAACUCUUCACCUCCAUCAUGGACAUCCUCAACAUGAUCUUCACUGUGGUUUUCACGAUAGAAAUGAUUAUCAAGUUAUUGGCUCUGCGGGCUCAUCACUAUUUCAUCGAUCCAUGGAAUUCGUUUGACGCUUUGAUCGUCGUGGGGAGCGUGUUGGAUAUCGCGGUCUCUGAGUUUAGUGGAGGAGGAGGUCACGGUGAGGGUAAAGGAGAAAGUGGGAAAGUGUCCAUCACAUUCUUCCGUUUAUUCCGAGUCUUGAGGUUGGUUAAACUGCUCAGCAAAGGAGAAGGCAUUCGAACCCUCCUCUGGACUUUUGUCAAGUCGCUGCAGGCGCUGCCUUACGUCGGUCUGCUCAUCGCAAUGAUCUUUUUCAUCUAUGCUGUGAUUGGCAUGCAGACAUUUGGCAAAGUGGCCGUUGAUGACAACACACAUAUCAACAGGAACUGCAACUUCCAGACUUUCUUCAUGGCUGUCCUGGUGCUCUUCAGGUGUGCCACUGGAGAGCAGUGGCAGGAGAUAAUGCUGGCAGCUCUGCCCGGCAGACGCUGUGACCCAGAAUCUGACACUGAGCCUGGUGAAGAGUUCACCUGCGGAAGCAACUUGUCCUACAUCUACUUCAUCAGCUUCUUCAUGCUCUGUGCUUACCUGAUUAUCAACUUGUUUAUUGCUGUCAUCAUGGACAACUUUGAGUACCUGACACGAGACUGGACUGUGCUCGGUACUCACCACCUGGACGAGUUUAAGAGAGUCUGGUCCGACUACGAUCCAGAGGCCACCGGUCGCAUAAAGCACAUCGAUGUUGUCACCAUGCUGCGAAGGAUUCAGCCGCCGCUCGGUUUUGGAAAACUGUGUCCUCAUCGUGUCGCUUGCAAGAGGCUGGUUGCUAUGAAUGUCCCGCUGCACCCAGAUGGGACGGUCACCUUUAACGCUACUCUGUUUGCUCUCGUCCGAACCUCACUCAAGAUCAAGACUGAAGGCCCCAUCGACCAGCAGAAUGAAGAGCUGAAGGUGAUCAUUAAGAAGCUCUGGAAGCGCACCAAACCUAAACUCAUUGAUGAAGUCAUUCCUCCCCCUAGAGGGGAUGAGGUGACUUGUGGGAAGUUUUACGCCAGCUUCCUGAUUCAGGACUAUUUCAAAAAGUUCCGCAAGAGAAAAGAGAGGGAGAGGAAAUCCAAAAAGAAGGACAAGGCGGCGUCUCUGCAGCAAGGACUGCGGACACUGCAGGACUUGGCUCCAGAGAUGCGUCUGGCGAUGGCCUGCGACCUUGAAGAAGAGGAGGGUGUGGAGGGAGAGAUGACUGGCGAAGAGGUAUUUGACAGUGAGCCUGGGACCUCAGCGACCACCACGCCCGCCAGCACACCGUUACCGCACAUAAACAUGCUGGUGGAGCAGACAACUGUGAUCGUGGAGCCCGAGCCCAUGGUGGCCAACGGAGGCGUGAUCACAGAGCAGGUGAUGGGCCUGCAGGAGCACGAGAGACCAGGAUCAGAGCUGGCAGGCAUCAGAGUUGUAACAGAACAGCCUGUGGGCUCCAAAACCCUGCCCAUCAUCAGGACCGACUCCAUCAGCGAAUUGCCUCCUCCUCCUUCCCCAGAAAUGUCACUUCCCCCAGAAAUGGCGCCUACCCCGGAGUUGGCCCCUCCUCCGGAGACAGCAGGCGGAGGAGAGGUAGUAGCUGAGGGACCAGCUGUGGUGGCUACAACCGAAGUAGCUGAGCAGGUUUAUAGCUGCGAAGGAGAUGCUGCAAGUCUAGCAUCAGUGGACAGAUACGUGUAUCCAGAGGCCGUCUCUCCUGUGCCAACAGAGAUGGGCUACAAUGGACAGAGCCUGGAGCGAACAAGCAGCAUUGGGGAGAUACCGUAUGACACUCACGAUGCCAAUGGCUUCGUUAGAAACGGUUAUAGUGACACCAACAUGAAUGGAGGGAGUGUUGCUGCAAGCCCCACUCCCUAUGGCACAAAUGGAUAUGACGGGAACGGAUACACAGGCUACAGUGAACAUGGCAGUAUCAUCAGUGCCAACGGUAAUGGAAGCACAUGCAAUGAGAAUGGCAGCAGUAUCGGUGGUCACACUGGGAAUGGCUACAAUGGAAAUGUGAAUGGUGGCACGCAGUUUGUCAGGAGGCGACUUCUUCCCGCCAUACCGCAGGGUCGUAGACCUUCCUUUAACUUUCAGUGUCUGAGGCCACAGAGGAGUAUGGACGACCAGCUGCCCAUUCCAGGGAACUACCGUGGGAACACAUCCCCAUCCAGAUCCCGUCUACAGACUCAGCACAGCCUGGACUCCCGGCCCAGCAGUGUGUCCUCGAUGUCAUCUGCCUCCUGGGCGAACACUGGAGCAGCUGGUACCACUCCUGUUCCAGGAAUAAUCAACCCUUCAGGACGCAGGGGCAAGCUCAUCUACACCCCUAUGAUCCUGGUGGACGAAGCCUCCGGCACCAGCCAGCCGUUGUGGAGCGACGGUUCAGCCAGCCUCCCUGCAGGAAGCCGUCCUGGCUGGUACCCCGGUCAGACAAGAACCUUCACCAGCAUGAGGGUGCCACCGGUCAACCAGGGCUUCGUAAACAAAGGAAGUGCUGACAGUCUGGUCGAGUCGAUCUUGAUCUCUGAGGGUCUCGGCAUGUAUGCCAGGGACCCGAAGUUUGUGAACUUUGCCAAGCGUGAGAUUGCUGAAGCCUGUCACAUGAGCCUGGAUGAGAUGGAGAGCGCCGCUACAGACCUCAUAGCCCGUGGAGCCAGUCAGUCGAUUUCUCGCUUUGAGGAUGAACUGGCCGACGAAAUGAACUGUGUGAUUUCUUACUGAGAUCAGCAAAGCUGAAAUAACUGGAUGAGAAAGUGAGGUGUGGAGUUUGGUUAAAGAAAAAAAAG